Molecule: messenger RNA, 843 nt
Organism: Ilyonectria robusta
Lineage: Eukaryota; Fungi; Ascomycota; Sordariomycetes; Hypocreales; Nectriaceae
Exons: 3
Coding region: 132-677 (181 amino acids)
Source: RefSeq, a predicted model, not a curated record
CUUUGUCUUGGUCUUGUCUACCUUUACCUAUCUCUUUGCGUCCGUCCCGCUUCCACUCGCUCGUCCAUCUUAUUUGAACCUCCCGGCGACCGUCAUCAAAAUUCCCCCCUGACCUUUCUCGUUCCCGUUAGAUGGCCACACUGUCGCAUCCUCCUCAGCCCACGGUUCACCAGACUGCGUCUCCCUCUAAUACCCUCGAGCAGCCCUCCACUCACUCCCGCUCCUCACUCUCGGAACGGUCCUAUCCAGGCGCUGUCACCGCUGCUGCAGUUGCUGUUGCCGCCAUCCCGGCUCCUCCCGCCCAAGCCCGCCGGCAUCCUCGCCCUGGCCGUGACCGCCUUGGACAGGACUCAGAGCGCCAUCGCCACCGUCUCGGAGCCCGCGAUCCGCGCCCGGCACUCCAACGGUACCCUCUCGAGACCCUCCCUCCUCCCCAGCUCGACGCCCGCCUCAGAGCCCUCCAGCCCGGACCAGAACCACCGGCUCAGGAGUGCCUCGAGCCAGUCCCUGUCGUCCAACGUCAACCUGGACAGCGUUGUCGCUACCCAAGCUGCUUUGGCGAACCACCCGCCUCCCCAGCCCUACACGCCAACAGACCCCAACCAACCUACCUCCCAUCAAGUCUCCCGUCACGGCAAACAAGAUGCACCAAACAUCCUCGCGCUUGCUGCGCAUGACGGAUGACGACCGGCCGUUCACGAGGGACUUCAAGGAUCUCUUCUCCACCCUCGUCGUCAGUCUCUUGCCGCUCUCGGCCCACCGCGUCCGAUUGACCAAGUUCGAGUACACGUUCCUCUCCGAGGAUGCCAUCAACAACUUCGGAUCUCUCAAGUUCUCCCAGUC